UACAAAACAUAAUGCGACGUUACACUUAUCGAGUUGUUAUUAUUUUGUGGCUACCUCUUCAGGUCUUAUGUUUGGGCUUAAAAUUAGAAGGCCUGAUAGAUCUAGGUCCGAAAUGGGAUUAUGCAUACAAAUUAACGCCUAUCAAAACGGAUAACUCGAACGAAAACGAUAAAGAAACUGAUAAGAAUAAUCUAAAUAUAAUAAGGACUAAUAAUAAAGUAGAAGAUCAUGAUUUUGUAGCUGAAUCGGUUGAAACCAAUAAACAAGAUAUUCAUAAAAUUAAACAAACAGCUUCACAAGAAAAUAUCGAUAAUGAUAGUGUUAGUGACGAAAAUGAUAAAUAUGAAGGUGUAUCAGCAGACGAGAGCUCUAAUGAGAGCUAUAGCGAAAAUACAGCUCCUCGUACAUAUACUAAACAAUAUACCAGUUCACGUAGUACAAAUUUGUCAGAUUAUGAUGGAAAUCCAGAAAUAGAAGUUAAAAAUAAAAUUGAUAAACUCACAACUGAUGGAAUCUUAGAUAAAAGAAACGAUAUCAGCAAACAAACACUCGGGAAUGUAAGCGAUAGUCUUUUGAGAAUGAAAAUUAAGAAAAAGGAACAAAAAAUUAAGGACAACGCCAAAAUUAAGGAGUUUACCGUCCACAUAUUUAACCAAUCCCUCGAAAUAUUCGAUAAGAUGAAAAAAUCAACAGACGACGAGAAAAUAAAACGAAAACUCAGAUCACUGAGGCAGAGUUUUAUCGAAAAAUUCAGUGAUUUCCUCAAAGACAUAUCAGAAUAUAAAUUAAAAACAAAAUUAGCGAAUCAAAAUGUUAUCUUACAUACAAUUGAUGUGAACAAUUAUAUAUUAAAGAGGAUCGUUAAUUCCUUAUCAGAAGAUAAAGAUGGGAGUCCAGUUAGGAUAUCCGGGAUCGUGAACAUAUUUAAAAAUGAAGUUGAAAAAGUAAGAAAUAUCGAAAACAAGCACGCUUGCAUGAAAUUAUCAAUCUGUCGCAGCGACGAAGAAUACAGUGAAGAUGAAUAG
This is a messenger RNA of Vanessa atalanta (red admiral), 1025 nucleotides long. RefSeq lists its product as uncharacterized. Lineage: Eukaryota; Metazoa; Arthropoda; Insecta; Lepidoptera; Nymphalidae. Bases 12 to 1025 code for a protein of 337 amino acids. The transcript has 3 exons. The record is from RefSeq and is a predicted model, not a curated record.